Molecule: messenger RNA, 894 nt
Organism: Lathyrus sativus (Indian pea)
Lineage: Eukaryota; Viridiplantae; Streptophyta; Magnoliopsida; Fabales; Fabaceae
Source: the annotation of a GenBank genome assembly
AUGCCUUCCGCUCCUUCAAAACAGUACACAGAUGACGUCAGCCUCCUCGUCGUCACACUCGACACCAACCCUUUUUUCUGGUCCGAUUUCCCCUCCCAUUUCUCCGACUUCCUCUCUCAAGUUCUCGCUUUUCUCAAUUCUAUUCUCCUCCUCGGCCAACUCAACCAAGUCGUAGUUAUUGCCACCGGUUGCAACUCAUGCUCCUACGUUUACGAUUCAUCUUCUAAUAAGAACCAUGUUUCCACUAACGGCACAAUGCCUGCACUUUAUUCCAAUCUUCUUCACAAUCUCGACGAAUUCAUAGCUAACGAUAAGCAAUUAACGACGGCUCAUGAACCAGGAACCGUUCCUUCUUCACUCUUAUCUGGAUCAUUGUCAAAGGCCCUCUGCUACAUACAGAGAGCUUUUCGAUCGGGACCAAUGCAUCCUCAACCUCGGAUUCUAUGUCUGCAAGGAUCUCCCGAUGGGCCUGAACAAUACGUGGCAAUCAUGAAUGCAAUAUUCUCUGCUCAGCGUUCUUCAGUUCCUGUAGAUUCUUGUUUUAUUGAUUCAAGCAAUUCAGGCAAUUCUGCAUUCCUUCAGCAGGCUUCAUAUAUAACCGGUGGCAUAUAUUAUAAGCCUCCCCAAUUGGAUGGGCUUUUUCAAUAUCUUUCAGCAGUGUUUGCAACUGAUUUGCAUUCUCGUGCAUUUUUAAGGCUUCCUAAAUCUCUGGGUGUGGAUUUUCGUGCCUCGUGUUUCUGCCAUAAGAAAACAAUCGACACGGGCUAUGUAUGUUCUGUAUGCUUAUCCAUAUUCUGUGAGCAUCACGACAAGUGUUCAACGUGUAGCUCUGUUUUUGGUCAGGCUCAAUCUGUUGCCGCCUCAACAGACAAUCGGAAAAGGAAGGCUGAAUAA